Molecule: messenger RNA, 1531 nt
Organism: Nerophis lumbriciformis (worm pipefish)
Lineage: Eukaryota; Metazoa; Chordata; Actinopteri; Syngnathiformes; Syngnathidae
Molecular function (GO): nucleic acid binding
Source: RefSeq, a predicted model, not a curated record
AUGACAGGCAAGCACGCUGGUCACAGUUUUUCGGCCGAUUCAAUUACACUCUCUGAUGCUCUUUCGCGGAUCUUCUCCGAGGAACCCACUACGAGACCAACUGCAGAGACCAUCCUACCCCCGAACCGCAUCUUUGGGAUGGUAACUUGGGAAAUCGAGGGCCUGGCCAGGACGGCCCUAUGGUCUGACCCUGGUCCCGGAAACGGACCCCCCAAAAGACUUUUUGUCCCGCAACCCUUAAGGAGCAAGGUACUCGACUGGGCACAUUCAAGUCUGUUUACAUGUCAUCCCGGAAUCCACAGAUCACUAUCAUUCAUUCGACGCCACUUCUGGUGGCCUUCCACGGAGGCGGAUACUCGCAAGUUUAUCGCCGCCUGCUGCAUCUGCUCCCGGAACAAGGCAAACCACAGCCCUCCUGCUGGACUCUUACAUCCUCUUCUAAUCCCGAGUCGACCUUGGUCCCACAUCGCUUUUGACUUCAUUACUGGACUUCCCCCCUCUAAUGGUAACACCACAAUCCUCACCAUAAUCGACAGGUUUUCCAAGGCAGCCCAUUUUAUACCCUUGCCCAAACUCCCAUCCUCGGCCGAGACCACUGAACUGCUGGUUCAGCAUGUGCUAGCACCACGUUUUGUUGGACCUUAUACGGUCAGAUCCAGGGUCAAUCCUGCCGCAGUUUGCCUGGAUCUCCCUCAUUCUCAUUCUUAUGUCUCAGGUCAGACCAGUUCACUGUCGCCACCCAUCCCCGCCCCUCCUCCGCCUAGGGUCCUCAAGGAUGGGGACCAGGUGUGGACCGUCAGGGAAAUUCUCCAGGUCCGACGACGGGGAAGAGGAUGGGUCUACCUCGAGGAUUGGGAGGGCUAUGGACCUGGGGACAGAUCAUGGGUCCCGGCUUCUUACAUCGCCGAUCCCUCUCUUAUUGAGGAUUUUUACCGAACUCACCCUGAGGCACCCCGAAGCUCGUCGGGAGUCUUGCAUAAAGGGGGGGUGGAGGUCCUGUUAUGGGUCACUCUUCUGCUGCAUCUCCUUCUGUUGCGUGCCCUGACGAGCGCGCCGCAGGCCACGUCCACGGGCGUUCUCUAUCCGCUGCGAGCGCGCUUCCGCGCGGCUGCAGACGCUCAGCAAUCAACACACCUGUCCGUGAUGAGCGAUCAGCCUUCAUAAGCCAGCGCAACCUGAGAUCCGACGCCAGAAAGUAGCUUCUCGUACCCAGUACAGUCCCUGUUGUCCUUCCUUGUCGUCGAGUUGUGUCUCGUCACUUUGGACCCCCUGUGGAUUCCCCCUUGCCUUCCUGGACUUCGACCUCACGCCUGCCUUCUGACCACGACGUCACGCUUCUGUCCUUGACCAUCCGCCUGUCCUCCGACGAUCGUGCCCUAAUUGGACUUCCGCCUGGAUCUCAACACGCACCAUCAACACCCUCUGACACCCACGCUCAGAUAAGUCUCUCACUUAGUCACAUUACAUCUCUUUGGGUUAAUUACACACCGCACGUACAUACUAAGUUGUCAAUAAACACGCUGACAGCUAA